Molecule: messenger RNA, 2959 nt
Organism: Stereum hirsutum FP-91666 SS1
Lineage: Eukaryota; Fungi; Basidiomycota; Agaricomycetes; Russulales; Stereaceae
Product: glycoside hydrolase family 3 protein
Exons: 18
Coding region: 54-2777 (907 amino acids)
Biological process (GO): glucan catabolic process
Molecular function (GO): beta-glucosidase activity
Source: RefSeq, a predicted model, not a curated record
CGAUUAUUGCACUCAUACCCCCACCUCAAUUUUCGAAGAAUUAAGCUCAAAUUAUGGCUGCAAAAUUCGAUGUAAAGGAGGCGCUGGCGAAGUUGACGAUGUCCCAGAAGAUCAAGAUGCUCUGUGGCAAAGGAUGGUGGCAUACAGAACCUGUUCCAGAGGCCGGCGUUGACUCUAUGCGCAUGAGUGACGGACCUAACGGUGCCCGUGGCACUCGCUUCUUUAACGGAGUUCCCUCCAGCUGUUUCCCCUCUUCGACCGGCCUCGGCUCGUCCUUCGACAUCAGUCUUGCACAUGAAGUGGGCGAGGCACUCGGAGACGAGUGCCGUGCUAAGAGUACCCAUAUUCUGCUUGGCCCCACUGUUAACACACAGAGGUCUCCUCUCGGUGGCCGAGGCUUUGAGUCCUUCUCUGAGGACCCAGUCCUGAAUGGCACCAUUGCAGCUGCCUACAUCAACGGCUUGCAGAGCAAGGGCGUUGCGGCCACCGUCAAGCAUUUUGUGGCGAAUGACCAGGAGUUCGAGAGGUUUUCCAUCAGCAGCGACGUGAGCGAACGUGCCCUCCGCGAGAUAUACCUCAAGCCAUUCCAGAUCGCGGUCAAGGACGCUAACCCAUGGGCUUUGAUGACCUCUUACAACCGUGUAAACGGUCUGCACGUCUCAGAGAACUCUUGGUUGAUCGAUGACAUUCUCCGAAAGGAAUGGGGCUUCCAAGGGAUGAUCAUGUCCGAUUGGAUAGGCGUGUAUAGUACUGCUGAAAGUAUCAAGGCUGGCUUGGACCUCGAGAUGCCGGGACCGACGGUGAUGAGGGGAAAGGCGAUAGACAGGGCUCUGAUCGCACAGAAACUUUUCACGGAGGACAUCGACGCGAGAGUCAGAAAGAUCCUCGAACUCCUCGCUCGCGCCCACGCGUCGGGAAUCCCAUUCGAUGGACCCGAAAAGGGCGUUGAUACGCCCGCCCUUCGGUCUCUCCUCCGUCGCGCUGCGUCCUCUGCCGUCGUGCUGCUCAAGAACGACAAGAAGUUACUUCCUCUCUCCAUAUUUGGAGAGAAGAAGACGAUCAAGAAGAUAGCCAUUAUCGGACCUAAUGCCAAGACUGCAUUCGCCAGCGGUGGAGGAUCUGCUAACCUCCUCGCGAGCUGGAAAGUCAGCCCCUUACAAGGCAUCCUCAACGCCAUCGCCUCCUCCGAUCAAGGCAAGGACAUUCAAGUAGAAUACGCCGUGGGCGGACAGACGCACACACUCCUGCCAUUGUUGGAUGGGUAUAUUCAGAUGCCCGAGGAGGCGAAGAAGAGCGGUGGAGGGGACGAUAAGUAUUGGGGAGGGAAGGAGGAGGAUAAGGUUGCGUUUGUGGAGUUUUGGAACGAGGAGCCGGGGGAGGGCUGGGUUGCGGAUCCGACGGUUAAGGGGGAGGGAAGGGUGAAGAAGUCUGAUUGGGCCACGCCGACGGGGAGUAGCUAUUGUUUCUUGAUGGAUGGGAUCGAUGAGGAGAAAGUGAACGACAUUUGUUGGAUUCGGUACACGACAACCUACAUUCCUGACACCUCCGGCCCGCACACCUUCUCCCUAACCCUCGCCGGCCACGGAACCCUCUCAAUCAACGGCACCCUGCUCAUCGACCUCUCCACCGACCCGCCCCAAGGCGACUCGUUCUUCGGUCUCGGAACGGCAGACGUUAGUGCUCGGGUACCCUACCUCGAAAAAGGCGAGAAGGUUGACGUGGAGAUUAGGGUGAGUAAUGCGCUGUUUGUAGGGAAGGGAGGACCGUUCAGUACGAGGGGUGGGAUAAGGUUGGGAGGGAGUGUAGAUGUGAAGGAAGAAGUGGCGAGGGAAGAAGCUGUGAAGGUCGUGGAGGGUGCAGAUGUGGCCAUCGUGGUCGUUGGUCUCACUCAUGAACUUGAGUCGGAAGGCUUCGAUCGACCCAACAUGAAGCUUCCCGGUGCGACGAACGCCCUCGUCUCCGCCCUUCUCAAAGUGAACCCGAACACCAUCGUGAUCAAUCAGUCCGGAACACCAGUGGAGAUGCCGUGGGUCGACGAGGCGCACACCUUAUUGCAGGCGUUCUACGGAGGGAAUGAGCUGGGAAAUGGCCUUGCAGAUGUAUUGUUCGGGAAAGUGAAUCCUUCGGCGAAGUUGGCGUUGACAUUCCCCAAACGGCUAGAAGACAGCCCCUCUUACCCGUCUUACGGUGAUAAGGGUGAAGCUCACGGGAAGAUUCUCUACAACGAGGGCAUAUACGUGGGUUACCGCUCCUUCGACAAGCGCUCCCUCGACCCUCUCUUCCCCUUCGGCUACGGUCUUUCCUACACCACCUUCUCCUACUCCAAUCUCCACGUCAGCGAGCCCUCCUUCAGCGCAUCCUCCUCCUCUGGAAAGAACCUUUCUUUGACCAUCACAUUCACCGUCACCAACACUGGUUCCCUUCCCGGCUCCGAGUCGUCCCAGAUUUACGUAUCUUAUCCCUCUACAUCCGUCGUCCCGCACGCACCACAGCAGCUCAAAGGCUUCGCCAAAACCGGAAUCUUGGAACCCGGAACAAGCGAGGAGCUGAAGGUGUCGCUGGAUAGGGAUGCGUUUGCGUGGUGGGAUGAGAGGGUGAGCAGGGCGGGAAGCGGCGUGCCGGGGUUGCAUGGCGUUACGAGUCUGGGAGGAAAGGGUGGACGGUGGGUCGCUGAGAAGGGUGUUUACGAGAUUGGGGUUGGGGCGUCGAGUAGGGACGUAAGGUUGAAGGGUACUGUGGAGGUGAAGGAGGGGCCUCUGGAGUGGCUUGGGUUGUGAGCGUGUUCUGAUGUUCAAAUAAGUGAAAGGAGGAAGAUAAAGGAUACUCGUCGAGUUUGUAUCUAUGUAUUUGAAGAUGUACGUGAUAGGGAGCCGUUGGUUUUUCGCUGGUACUGAUAUGUAUAUCAAGUCUCGAGAAAUGUACCUUUCUAUGUACAGUUUUAAAUCUAUAUUUCUUCGCA